UCCAAUGUUUCUCACAUCCCACAGAAACAAACUCUCUCUCAAGUCUCUAAACCUCUAACUAACCCACCAUUCAACAAGAUGGCAAUGACCCAACUCACCAUUCUCAUUUCUUUUCUCCUCCUUCCACUGGCCUUCCCCUCAUUCGCCACUUCCGCAGAGACCCCAACCACAACUGUGGAAAAGCAUGUAGAUGUAGUUGUGGAGGGCAUGGUCUACUGCCAGAUCUGCGAUCACCUUGGAAAGUGGUCUCUGGCUGGAGCUGAGCCCAUUCCUGCUGCUAAGAUUAGUGUUGUCUGCAAAGACCACAAAAACCAAGUCAGCUACUAUAAGGCAUUUGAAACCAAUGCACAUGGGUACUUCUAUGCCCAGCUUCAAGGCUUCAAGAUGAGCCAUUCCUUAUUGGAUCACCCGCUCCAGGCGUGCCAUGUGAAGCUGGUUUCAUCUCCUCUUGCAAAUUGCAACCUCCUCUCCAAUGUCAAUUAUGGACUCAAUGGCUCCCCACUCCGUUAUGAAGACAAGAGACUCAAUGGCAAGAGUUAUGAGGCUGUGAUUUAUGCUGCAGGUCCCUUAGCUUUCCGUCCCGCUAAUUGCACUCCAAGUACUCCACCAUAAGUUGACCAUCAGUGAUCCUUAACUUCAGAUUUGUUGAGAUCUUGUGUUUUCAAGUUUCUGGACUGUUUC
This is a messenger RNA of Ilex paraguariensis (yerba mate), 681 nucleotides long. The record is from the annotation of a GenBank genome assembly. NCBI's taxonomy places the organism in Eukaryota, Viridiplantae, Streptophyta, Magnoliopsida, Aquifoliales, Aquifoliaceae.